Haliotis rufescens (red abalone) is the source of this 1706-nucleotide messenger RNA. Its product is annotated as monocarboxylate transporter 12-like. Gene Ontology annotation, biological process: monocarboxylic acid transport; transmembrane transport. The coding region runs from base 160 to 1656 and encodes 498 amino acids. Gene Ontology annotation, molecular function: monocarboxylic acid transmembrane transporter activity. The transcript has 6 exons. Lineage: Eukaryota; Metazoa; Mollusca; Gastropoda; Lepetellida; Haliotidae. The record is from RefSeq and is a predicted model, not a curated record.
GUUAUCGCCCAGGACGUAUUUCACAACAGCAGGUAACACUAAAUCCUUGUUAAAACCACAAGAGCCUUCCAACAUGUGGAUGGUGGACAAGGCUAUUGGUUGGACUGCGAACACUACAUACACGCGAAGGAAAGAGGCCUGACAGUGUCACCAGACAUCAUGGCUGGACAGAGGGUCCACAUAGAUCAGGGCUACUCUUGGGUGGUGCUCUCGGCAGCCUUUGGAAUACAGUUUCUUGUGGGCAUGUUGGUCUUCAAUGUCGGAGCCAUGACCAGCGCCAUCUUAGAAGAAAUUGACAGCGAUCUGACCCGGACGUCAUGGGUAGGAGCGACACUGAAUGCAACCAUCACUUUACUGGGUCCAUUCGUGGGUAUUUUUAACCGCAAAUUUGGAGCAAGGGCAACAACAUGUCUAGGUGGUUUGAUCACAUUCGGUGGACUUACAGCAGCAUCGUUUGCUACAACUGUACCCGGCCUUCUUGCAACAUAUAGCCUACUUUCAGGUUGUGGAUUUGCCUUGAGCGUCAACGUUGCCGGAUCCGUUCCUGGUCACUACUUCGACAAGAAGCGUCCUAUUGCCUUUGCUGUGUCUAUGUCUGGAGGUGGAUGUGGAAUGUUUCUAGGAGCUCCAUUGAUCCGGUAUCUCCUUGAGACGUAUAACCUCAGCGGGACAAUACUCAUCCUGGGGGCCUUGUCAUUCCAUAUAUGCAUUGCCGGGCUUAUCAUCCGGCCCCAAGAAUACGAUGGUGCUGAAACUGCAAAAGAAUCAUUUGAAGGGGAACAGCUACGUUCCAAGUGUGUAAAGGAUCAAACCAAACUGUUUAGUAGUAAUUCAUCAGUGGUGCAUGAAAGUGAAACAAAAGGUUUAAUGGAUGACGAGGAAACAAAUAUUGAUGAAAACGAUCAAACUGAACCCAACAGGUUUAGCAAAAUGAAGAUCGGGUCAAAAUGGACAACCCCAAAAUCAUCCGUCCAGCCUUCAGAUGAUAUUGAUGAUCGUGAACAUGAAACUACAGGGUCUGCUCAUAAUGGAAAAUGUAAACUGCUACAAACUAAAAUUUCUGUUCUUGUACGAAGUGGUUUUAUUGUGUAUGUGGUAAGCAUUUUAUUUUGGUCUAUAGGAGAAUCGUCUUUAUACCUUCAUCUACCAAACUAUGUUGCUUCGAAAGGAAGUUCACCAAGCGAUGCUAGUACACUAUUCACAAUCAUGGGCAUCAUGAAUGUCAUUUCCAAGCUUCUAGCAGGGUUUGCUGCGACAGACCCGGCAAUUGGUUAUUACCUACUUCACAUGGGGACGCUAGGCAUGGGAGGAUUAAUCACCUUGCUAUUUCCUCUCAUGGCAAACCAGUUCUACCUACAAUGCAUAUACGCAGCAAUAUUUGGACUGCAAAUGGGAGGACCAAAUUCCCUUCUUAGUCCAAUAACUAUAGACCUUAUCGGACUCUCGGCAAUAGAAAUUGGAUUCGGAAUGCUGAUGUUUUCUUUUGGAGCUGGAUUUUUGAUUGGAGCUCCUCUAGCAAGUACCAUCUUUAAACUUAGUGGAGUGUAUGACUACACAUUCGUUUUUGCAGGUCUGUGUAUGGUGCUAAGUUCCGUCUGUGGUGCCCUCCUGCCCAUGUUCAAAAGAAGAAAAUCUGCAGAACUUGAAAUGUCUUAGAUUUUGAACCUGCGUGUAUGAAGUAACAUUGACAAAUCUAUUAAAAAGGG